CUUUGCCCGGAAGCAGUAGCAGUUUCCGCUCGCGAACUCCGUCAGCAAAGAUGGCGAGCGGUGGAGUCUCCGUGGCUUCGCUGUGGACUGAAGUCAACCGCUGUGGACAGAAUGGAGACUAUACCAGAGCCUUGAAAGCCUUGUCGAAAAUUUUGCACGAAAACAAGGAGGAUGUCACCGCCUUGCACUGUAAAAUAGUUUGCCUUGUCCAAAAUGGAACAUUCAAGGAGGCGUUGAAUGUCAUGAACACACACUCGAAGGUCCUUGGCAGUGAGGUUGUGUUUGAGAAAGCCUACUGCGAAUACCGACUGAACCGAGUGGAAAGUUCUCUGAAGACCAUCGAGAGUGCUGCGGAGCAGACGGACAAACUGAAGGAGCUCUAUGCUCAAGUGCUGUACAGGCUUGAGCGCUACGAGGAGUGCAAGAGCGUCUACACUGAUCUGAUCAGAAACUCUCAGGACGAGUAUGAAGAGGAGAGGAAGACCAACCUCGCUGCUGUGGUGGCUGCUAUCAGUCAGUGGGAGAAAAAACCCCAGGAAGAUCUGGGUCUCCCUGACUUGACCUACGAGCUCUGCUACAACGCUGCCUGCUCUCUGAUUGGUCAAGGACAACUGAAGGAGGCUCUCAAUAAACUCAGAAAAGCAGAAGAUCUUUGCAGGGCGUCGCUGGCAGAAGAUACGGACAUCACUGACGAGGACAUCGAGUCCGAGUUGGCUGUCAUCCACUCUCAGAUGGCGUAUGUCAUGCAGCUACAGGGGCGCACAGAUGAGGCGCUGCAACUUUACAACCAGGUCAUCAAGCUCAAGCCGUCAGAUGUUGGGCUGUUAGCGGUGACGGCGAAUAACAUCAUCACAAUCAACAAGGACCAAAACGUCUUUGACUCCAAGAAGAAGGUGAAGCUGACGAGCGCGGAGGGCGUGGAGCACAAGCUGACCAAGAAGCAGCUGCAGGCCAUGGACUUCAACAAAGCUCUGCUGGCCAUGUACACCAACCAGGCUGACCAGUGCAGGAAACUCUCCUCCAGUCUGCAGUCUCAGAACCCUGGCCACCCAAGACCUGUUCUGAUCCAGGUGGCGCAGCUGUGCCGGGAGAAGCAGCACGGCAAGGCCAUCGAGCUGCUGCAGCAAUUUGCAGAAAAACAUCCGGAGAGUGCGGCGGGAAUCAAAAUGACGAUGGCACAACUCUACCUGGUGCAAGGUCACGUGACAAAAGCCUGCGAUGUUCUGAGGUCCAUUGACGAAUUCAAGCACAAGUCUGGCAUGAUCUCAGCUCUAGUAACCAUGUACUCUCAUGAGGAAGACAUAGACGGUGCCAUUGACGUUUUCAAACAAGCCAUCGAUCACUUCCAGUCUGAAAAGCCCGGCUCUGCCGCUCACUUGUCGCUGGUCCGAGAAGCUGCCAACUUCAAGCUGCGUCACGGUCGAAAGAAGGAGGCCAUCAGUGACCUGGAGCAGCUGUGGAAGCGGAACCCGAAGGACGUCCACACGCUGGCGCAACUCAUCUCUGCGUACUCGCUGGUCGACACAGAUAAAGCCAAGUCCCUCAGCAAGCACCUCCCCUCCCCUGACGCCAUGUCUCUGAACAUCAAUGUGGACGAGCUGGAGAACUCCCACGGCGCCACCUACGUCCGGAAGAAGGCAUCGAAGCUGCCGGGAGAAAUCGUCUCCAAAGAACCGGGACAAGCUGAGAUCAAAAAGAAGAGGAAGAAAAAGAAAGGCAAGCUACCGAAGAACUGUGACCCCAAGGCGACCCCUGAUCCUGAGAGGUGGCUGCCUAUGAAGGAGCGCACAUACUACAGAGGGAAGAAGAAGGGGAAGAAGAAGGAUCAGAUUGGGAAGGGAACCCAGGGAGCCACGGCUGGAGCUGGUGCCGAGCUGGACGCGAGCAAGACAGCCACAAGUCCUCCAACAUCCCCCAGACCAGGGUCAGCGACCGGCGCGGCCUCUUCCAGCAACGUGGCGCCUCCGCGGCAACAGAAACCUGCGUCGUCAGGAGCAACUCGCAAGAAGGCACCACAGAAGAAGAAGAAGGGUGGAAAAGGAGGGUGGUAGUGGGAGGAGAGCAGCGACCACAGGGCUCCAAACCUUUUCUGUCUGGUCCACGAGACGCUCAAGCUACGGUCCUCAUCUGUCUCGACGCAUCGAGCCCUCAUCAGCCCAAAUGUUGUUUUGCAAAAGCACUCGUGACCUCAUUUUCUUUUUUAAAGCUCAUCAUGGAGUUGUAUUUCAUAUGACCGUUUUGUUUUUUAAACAGCUGACAGUGAGUGUGUGACCCGUCAGUCCCUGAUUCAUUCACACAUUUUUAUAUUCAUUCAUUCAUCAUGUUUUAGUCAGUUUAGUUUUAAUUCACUCUUUUUCAGUUACAUUUUUAAUGAAAUAUUAGGCUCACGACUGCUUUUGCAAAACAACACUGUUUUUCAGUAUUUAUUUUCAAGUCCCUGUGUUUGUUUGGAAUUAAAGUCUGAUGAAUUCACCUGUCGUUUCUGUUGCUUUGCUCUGCCCGACCUGGAUGCUGCCUGAUGAACGAGUCUGUACUUUUAUACACAGAAAGGAAUAAAUAUUCUCAUGUCCUCCAUG
Synchiropus splendidus (mandarinfish) is the source of this 2576-nucleotide messenger RNA. RefSeq names its product signal recognition particle 72 (gene srp72). Lineage: Eukaryota; Metazoa; Chordata; Actinopteri; Syngnathiformes; Callionymidae. The record is from RefSeq and is a predicted model, not a curated record. Gene Ontology annotation, biological process: SRP-dependent cotranslational protein targeting to membrane. Gene Ontology annotation, molecular function: 7S RNA binding; protein binding; ribosome binding. Gene Ontology annotation, cellular component: signal recognition particle, endoplasmic reticulum targeting. The transcript has 19 exons. The coding region runs from base 51 to 2051 and encodes 666 amino acids.